AUGCUCCGCAUAAGUCAGGUUUAUGCGGUUCUAGACCAGCAUAUUAGAUAUGCUGUCAUAAAAGCAUUUUACAGUGCCAAAAUGAUUGAAGGGUCUUCUUUACAGGAGCAUGGGGUUAAGAUGCUAUCCCUUGUGGAGAAGCUCAAGGACCUUAAGGUUGGUCUUGAAAUAGAGACGUACAUUGAUGUGAUCCUUCAGUCUCUUCCUCCCUCCUUUAACCCGUUUAUCAUGAACUAUAAGAUGAAUGAGCUUCACAAAGACCUUCAUGAGUUGAUAAAAAUAUUGGUCCAGUACGAGACAAUAAUUGAAAAGUCUACACCGUCGGUAUUGGUAGGGGAGGUUUCAACCUCAGAAGAGAAAGGCAAAGUGGCGGACCGUUGGAAGAGGAAGAAAGGUGUUGGAAAGGAACAAAAAACUAGGGAAUUACGAGAUGAUACUGAGACUAGUUGA
Messenger RNA from Sesamum indicum (sesame), 450 nucleotides. RefSeq lists its product as uncharacterized. The record is from RefSeq and is a predicted model, not a curated record. NCBI's taxonomy places the organism in Eukaryota, Viridiplantae, Streptophyta, Magnoliopsida, Lamiales, Pedaliaceae.